AUGGAUGAAUACAACCGCUUUGUGGAUUGGGACAAAAUGGAUGUUACUGUCCAGAGCCAGGAUGCGAAGGAGCUAACCUGCACGGAGUUCCAGGAGCUCAAGCAGCUGGCCCGCCAGGGCUACUGGGCCAAGAACCACUCUCUGAGAGCCAAAGUGUACCACAAACUAAUUAGCAAUAUCCCAUGCCGCACAGUGACCCCAGAUGCAAAUGUGUACCGGGACAUUGUUGUGAAGAUCGUUGGAAAACGUAACAGUAGCUCCCUUCCACUACCAGAGUUUGUGGACAACAGCCUGGUCCCCACGUACUGCUUGAACGCCGAAGGCAUUGGGGCGGUCAGGAAGAUUAUAUUGUGCAUUGCGAAUCAGUUCCCAGACAUAUCGUUUUGCCCGGCGCUGCCUUCUGUGAUAGCUUUGCUCCUGCACUACAGCAAAGAUGAGGCAGAGUGUUUUGAACAGGUUUGUCGCAUCCUUGCUUGCAAUGACCCUUCCAAGCGGCUCAUUGAUCAGACGUUCUUAGCUUUUGAGUCCUCCUGCAUGACUUUUGGUGACCUGGUUAACAAAUACUGUCAGGCAGCACAUAAGCUGAUGGUGGCAGUGUCUGAGGAUGUGUUGGAGGUGUACUCUGACUGGCAACGGUGGCUCUUUGGGGAACUGCCUAUGGUGUACAUUGCUCGGGUCUUUGAUGUGUUUCUGGUGGAGGGCUACAAAGUUCUCUAUCGUGUUGCGCUGGCGCUUCUGAAAUUUUUUCACAAAGUCAGAGCUGGGCAGCCCAUGGAGUCGGACAGCAUACAACAGGACAUUCGAGCUUUUGUGAGAGACAUUGCCAAGUCAGUGUCUCCGGAGAGGCUUCUGGAAAAAGCCUUUGCUAUCCGCCUCUUCUCGCGGAAGGAGAUCCAGCUUCUGCAGAUGGCCAACGAGAAGGCUUUGCAGCAGAAGGGCAUCACGGUCAAACAGAAAAGUGUUGCAUCUCCCAAAAGGUAG
Molecule: messenger RNA, 981 nt
Organism: Balearica regulorum gibbericeps (East African grey crowned-crane)
Lineage: Eukaryota; Metazoa; Chordata; Aves; Gruiformes; Gruidae
Source: RefSeq, a predicted model, not a curated record